This is a messenger RNA of Acanthosepion pharaonis, 1632 nucleotides long. NCBI's taxonomy places the organism in Eukaryota, Metazoa, Mollusca, Cephalopoda, Sepiida, Sepiidae. The record is from the annotation of a GenBank genome assembly.
AUGAAACAUUCAUCCAUCCUUCCUGUUUCUUUUUUGUCAAUGUUUUUUUUUCUUUCUUAUUUGUAUUUUACUAUAAUUUUUCAUUUAUCUUGUGUUUCCUUUCUUUCUUUCUUAGUCAUUUUCAUUUUCUUUUUCUCUCUUUCUGUUUUAAUCAUUUUUCUUUUUUUCUUUCCUUCUUAUUUUUAUUUUACCAGCUUAUUUCAUUUUUAUUUUUCCAGUUUAUGCCUGAAGCAUUUUCUUUUCUGUCUUAAUAAUUUUUAUUUCUUUACAUCUUAUUUAUAUUUUAUUUUUACCAGCCUAUUCUCCAUCUUGUAUUUCUCUUUCUUUCUUAUUUUACCAGCCUAUUUCUUCAUCUUGUAUUUCUCUUUCUUUCUUAUUUUACCAGCCUAUUUCUCCAUCUUGUAUUUCUCUUUCUUGCUUAAUUUACCAGCCUAUUUCUCCAUCUUGUAUUUCACUUUUUUCUUAUUUUACCAGCCUAUUUCUCCACCUUGUAUUUCUCUUUCUAUCUUAUUUUACCAGCCUAUUUCUCCAUCUUGUAUUUCUCUUUCUUUCUUAUUUUACCAGCCUAUUUCUCCAUCUUGUAUUUCUCUUUCUAUCUUAUUUUACCAGCCUAUUUCUCCACCUUGUAUUUAUCUCUCUUUCUUAUUUUACCAGCCUAUUUCUCCAUCUGGUAUUUCUCUUUCUUGCUUAUUUUACCAGCCUAUUUCUCCAUCUUGUAUUUCUCUUUCUUUCUUAUUUUACCAGCCUAUUUCUCCAUCUUCUAUUUCUCUUUCUUUCUUAUUUUACCAGCCUAUUUCUCCACCUUGUAUUUAUCUCUCUUUCUUAUUUUACCAGCCUAUUUCUCCAUCUUGUAUUUCUCUUUCUUGCUUAUUUUACCAGCCUAUUUCUCCAUCUUGUAUUUCUCUUUCUAUCUUAUUUUACCAGCCUAUUUCUCCACCUUGUAUUUAUCUCUCUUUCUUAAUUUACCAGCCUAUUUCUCCACCUUGUAUUUCUCUUUCUUUUUUAUUUUACCAGCCUAUUUCUCCACCUUGUAUUUCUCUUUCUUUCUUAUUUUACCAGCCUAUUUCUCCAUCUUGUAUUUAUCUUUCUUUCUUAUUUUACCAGCCUAUUUCUCCAUCUUGUAUUUCUCUUUCUUGCUUAUUUUGUAUUUCUUUGUAUUUCUUUUUUUUUUAUUUUACCAGCCUAUUUCUCCAUCUUGUAUUUCUCUUUCUUUCUUAUUUUACCAGCCUAUUUCACCACCUUGUAUUUCUCUUUCUUUUUUAUUUUACCAGCCUAUUUCUCCAUCUUGUAUUUCUCUUUCUUUCUUAUUUUACCAUUUCCUAUUUCUCCAUCUUGUAUUUCUUUUUUUUCUUAUUUUUUACCAGCCUAUUUCUCCAUCUUGUAUUUCUCUUUCUUUCUUAUUUUACCAGCCUAUUUCUCCAUCUUGUAUUUCUCUGUCUUUCUUAUUUUACCAGCCUAUUUCUCCAUCUUGUAUUUCUUCUUUCUUGCUUAUUUUACUUGCUUUCUUUCUCCACCUUUUCUCCAUUUUCCUAUUUCUCAAUCAUGUAUUUCUCUUUCUUUCUUAUUUUACCAGCCUAUUUCUUCAUCUUCUUUCUUUCUUACCAGCUUACUUCUUCGUGGAACAGGGUUUAG